Messenger RNA from Saccharomycodes ludwigii, 1383 nucleotides. It is a transcript of the gene SWT21, whose product is annotated as Swt21p. The record is from RefSeq and is a predicted model, not a curated record. Lineage: Eukaryota; Fungi; Ascomycota; Saccharomycetes; Saccharomycodales; Saccharomycodaceae. Bases 1 to 1383 code for a protein of 460 amino acids. Gene Ontology annotation, molecular function: protein binding. The transcript has a single exon.
AUGUAUGCUUCGACUGAUAGCUUAUUUUAUGGAAACAGCAUUGAUAAAAUAUUACAAAAAGAAUACUAUGAGUGGUAUAAAUUAACAAAAAAAUAUCCAGAUUAUACAUUUCCCAAAUUAUCAAGAACAACUAAUAAUGCUUUUUUAAUUAAUAGAUCUUGUUGUGAUACACUACAAUCUUUACCGGUUGUUUGUACAGAUGCACAGUGGUGUUUUGAUGGAACUGGGACAGUUACCUUCCAUAAUGAUUAUGGGGUUAGACUAUAUUUAGUUCCCGAGGAUGGUGGAAAAAACAAAAAUAAAAACAAUGCAAAAAUAAAAGCACCAAAAAUUUUAGUCCCUUUUUAUAGAUGGUUUAAGCCGCAUUCUAUCAUUACUGGCGUAAUUCAUCCCAAACUUUCAUUAUACGUUGACAGCGAAAAUAAUAAUACCCAUACCAACAAAUUAGUAAUACUAUCUCAUAAGAAUUUACCACUUCAACUACACAAAAUAAAUUACUGCGAGGAAGAAAGAAUAACCAGUUUAUUUAAUUAUUCGACUGAAAAUCCAACAAAUGAAAAAUAUGAAACAGUUUAUUCCUUAUCAUUUAUUUCUGAUUUCCAAUUUUUAAGUGGAUCCGUUAAAGAUAAGAUAGCAUUAUACGAUUUAAAUUAUAAAGAUCCAAUAGUAACGUGGAAACCUAAUAAUCACAAUAUAUCCAAAUCUACCAUAGUUACAUGUUUUAGUGAUUACGAUGACUACCAUAUAAAAGAACAACGUAUGAAUAACGCGGUACUUUUUGGUGAUAAUAAAAAUAGGAUUUAUAGAAUUGACUUGAGAAGUAAGCAGAACAACAAUCAAAGCACAGAUUUAGUUUAUUCAGAUGCUUUGAACCAUGGGAAUGGAAUUUCCCAAAUUUUAAGUAGUGCAAAUGGACAUUAUCAGUAUAUAUUGAAAAGGAAAAGCAACAAAAUAGAUGUUUUGGAUUUAAGAGGUGGAAUUAACGUGAAUUAUGUUAUUAACAGUUUCCAAAUUUCGCCUAAUGAACCUUGUAUGGGCAAAAGUUAUAAAGUUAGAGGGUGUAUUAAUAAUAAAUACGGGUUAUUAAUUGGUUCCAAUUAUCGAAAAGUGAUAUAUAAUAAUUGGAAUCAUGAUUUUAUUGAGUUUGGUGGCAUUGAUAGAGAUGGUAAUGUACAUUCUUACACUGAGGACAAUUUGGAAACAAUAAUCAACUAUCACGAAAAUGUAUCAGAAGGUGAUGUAAUGACAAAUAUUGUUAAAAGUAAUCCUAUUGAUCCUGACCAACUGUUCAUCAGCUAUACUCCAAGAAUUUGUUCAAAUAGUGCUGAUGAUAUUAAUAAUGUUGUUCCAUGUAAAUCUGGUCUAGGAUAUUUUAAUAUUUAA